Entrophospora sp. SA101 is the source of this 195-nucleotide messenger RNA. Lineage: Eukaryota; Fungi; Glomeromycota; Glomeromycetes; Entrophosporales; Entrophosporaceae. The record is from the annotation of a GenBank genome assembly.
AUGAAACCAGGAGAAUUCCAACAAAAGAACUUUACCGCUUGGCAGACAGAAUAUAAUCAAGCAGCAACAACACAAAGAUUAAAUUGGAAGAAAGAAGAAGGCCAGGCGUUAAUUAUUGAAAAUAAUGCACCAUCACCAAAGACCUCCAAGGCAAAGAGCGAUUGCAAAAUGGGUUGGACAGUUCAUCAAAAGUGA